AUGGCGCGAGGGCUCAAACCAAUCCCUGCAAGUCAGUAUGAUGAAGUUCUGAAAGUGGCCAACAUCUACGUGCAGGGAAUGCGACUUGGAGACACAGCAUACACUUCAACUGGGUUCCGUGACACUGCUAGCGUUUAUGGAUUUAUUGAGGGGAAAUUCCAAGAGGGAUCUGUGAACCUGAUUUACAACUACAUGGAUUCUCAGAAAGAGGCUCCUAAAUUUGUGGCCCACCUAAGCAUCAUUGGAAUGACACCUAGCACUGCGGUUGUUAAAUGCGAGAUGGAUAUUGAGGAACCGGAGUAUGAGUAUACGGAUUUCAUAUCUCUGGCCAAAGUCAACGGAAAAUGGCAGAUGGUGGCUAAGGUUUUCCAUGCAUACCUAGAAUGA
Molecule: messenger RNA, 387 nt
Organism: Penicillium macrosclerotiorum
Lineage: Eukaryota; Fungi; Ascomycota; Eurotiomycetes; Eurotiales; Aspergillaceae
Exons: 1
Coding region: 1-387 (128 amino acids)
Source: RefSeq, a predicted model, not a curated record